AUGGCAUUAAAAGGAAUAAAAGUUAUAGAAAUGUUAGGACUAGCACCAGGCCCUUUUUGUGGAUCAAUAUUAUCAGAUUUUGGAGCAACUGUUACUGUUAUUCAUAGGAUAGGCCCUUCAGGUUUGGAUGUAAUGUCUAAUGGAAAAAGAAACAUUUCCUUAGAUUUGAAAAGCAAGGAGGGUAUACGAAUAUUAAAAAAGCUUUGUGGCACGUCUGAUGUUUUAAUUGAUACUUACAGGCCAGGGGUCUUAGAAAAGCUGGGACUUGGACCUGACAUUCUUUUAAAAGAAAAUGAUAGAUUGAUAUUUGCACGAUUAACAGGAUAUGGCCAACAUGGUUACUAUAGAAAUAAGGCUGGACAUGAUAUAAAUUAUGUUGCCAUGUCUGGCAUACUUGCAAUGCUUUCUAAAAAUAAUGAACCUCCACAACCUCCGCUUAACAUUAUUGCUGACUUUGCUGGUGGAAGUGUUUUAUGUGCCUUUGGAAUUUUAUUAGCAUUAUUGGAGAGAACUAAAUCUGGAAAAGGGCAAAUAGUUGAUGCAAGUAUGACUGAAGGGGCUGCAUAUGUCGCAAGUUGGUUAUUUAAAUCAAGAGAACUAUCAAUUUGGAAUGGAGAACCUGGUAGUAAUAUCUUAGAUGGUGGUGUACCUUAUUAUGCAACAUACAAAACAAAAGAUGGUAAAUUCAUGGCGGUAGGUGCAUUAGAGCCCCAAUUUUAUCGAAAUUUUUUAAAAGGAUUAAAUCUCUCUGAGGAUAUCUACGCUCAAGGUGAAAUAGAACUCUGUAAGACAAAAUUUACAGAAGUCUUUCAAACAAAAACACAAGAUGAAUGGUGUACAAUUUUCAAAGAUUUAGAUGCAUGUGUAACUCCAGUUUUGGAUACAAGAAUGGCAUAUAAACAUGAAUGUAAUUCAUCAAGGAAAUCUUUUUAUAUAAACAAUGAAAAUUUUAUUGUGCCAGAACCUGCACCAAAAUUGUCCAACACACCUGGAAUAGCAAGUGGCAAACAAAUAAAACCUGAAGGAGGACAACACACUGUUGAAGUUUUACAAGAAUUAGGAUACACUAGUCAAGAAAUUCAAGAAUUUAUUGAAAGUAACUGUAUAUAUGUACAUAAAAAGUCUAAAUUA
This is a messenger RNA of Brenthis ino (lesser marbled fritillary), 1131 nucleotides long. NCBI's taxonomy places the organism in Eukaryota, Metazoa, Arthropoda, Insecta, Lepidoptera, Nymphalidae. The record is from the annotation of a GenBank genome assembly.